This is a messenger RNA of Maudiozyma saulgeensis, 936 nucleotides long. The record is from the annotation of a GenBank genome assembly. NCBI's taxonomy places the organism in Eukaryota, Fungi, Ascomycota, Saccharomycetes, Saccharomycetales, Saccharomycetaceae.
AUGUCCGUUACUCCAGUUUCACAACCUGAACAUUUAAAGAAGAAACCUGUAUCCUUCUCUAAUAUCCUGCUAGGUGCAGGUUUGAACAUGUGCGAAGUGACCACUUUAGGUCAACCUCUAGAGGUUAUCAAGACCACUAUGGCUGCACAUAGACAAUUAAAUUUCUUAAGUGCUAUGAAACAUGUAUGGUCUCGUGGUGGUGUCUUUGGUUUCUAUCAAGGUUUAAUUCCAUGGGCUUGGAUCGAAGCCUCUACCAAAGGUGCUGUCCUAUUAUUCGUUGCUGCUGAGGCCGAACAUAGAUUCAAAUCCUUAGGGUUAGGUAAUUUCAGUUCAGGUAUUCUUGGUGGUAUCUCAGGUGGUGUUGCACAAUCAUAUUUGACAAUGGGGUUCUGUACAUGUAUGAAGACUGUAGAGAUCACUAGAAAAAAGUCUGCAGAUGGUGCAGCUCAAUCCUCAUGGGGUGUUUUUAAAACAAUUUAUGCUAAAGAAGGUUUGAAAGGUAUAUAUAAAGGUGUCAAUGCAGUUGCUAUUAGACAAAUGACUAAUUGGGGUUCUCGUUUUGGUUUAAGUAGAUUAGUAGAAGAUGUCAUUAGAAAGGCUACAGGUAAAACUAAUCCAGAUGAUAGAUUAACCGCUCUAGAGAAAAUCUCUGCAUCUGCCAUUGGUGGUGGUUUAAGUGCAUGGAAUCAACCUAUCGAGGUUAUUAGAGUUGAAAUGCAAUCAAAGACUGCUGAUCCAAAUAGACCAAAAAAUUUGACUGUCGCAAAGACUUUCAAAUAUAUUUACCAAUCAAAUGGUAUUAAAGGUCUAUAUCGUGGUAUCACUCCAAGAGUAGGUCUAGGUGUCUGGCAAACGGUUUUCAUGGUCGGUUUCGGUGAUAUGGCCAAGGAAUUUGUCGGUAAAUUAACUGGUGAAACUCCAGUAGCUAAGCAUUAA